Molecule: messenger RNA, 822 nt
Organism: Aspergillus chevalieri
Lineage: Eukaryota; Fungi; Ascomycota; Eurotiomycetes; Eurotiales; Aspergillaceae
Exons: 2
Coding region: 1-822 (273 amino acids)
Source: RefSeq, a predicted model, not a curated record
AUGAACAAUGAAAGCACGAGCUACUAUACAUCAAUUAUCAAGUCGCCACAGUUCACCUUCCUUGUUGGCAAGGACCGAACCCCCAUGACCAUCCAUGCGAGCAUCGUUCAAGGAAAAUCAGAUCCCCUGGCCGCUAUGAUCAACAAUGGGUUGAUGAAGGAGUCGACAACGGGCGUAGCGAUACUUGAUGAUGUCGACGUUGAUGUGUUUGGGGGGCUUUGUGAACACUUAUACACUGGCAGAUAUACGACACCUAUUUGCACCGUGAAUGACGCUGAGAAAACAUAUCCCGAAGACAAAAAAGUGACGAGAUCAAGGUUCCCGUGGAUUCCGUAUCUGAACCGCCGCGCGAUGACGAGUACCAACCCGCGGUCCCCCGACUUUAAUGACAAUAACAUGAGACAUGCUCAGCUUUGUAUUUCCUACUAUCUAACUGUCAGUUUCCGCGAGUUGAAUUUUGAUGCUUGCAGAUGCGCAUCAAAAACUUCCACCCCUGACAUUAUCUUCCAUGCUAGACUAUACGUGCUGGCAACCAGAUUCCUGGUUGAGUCGCUGCGUGAACAGUCCCUCGCGUCUCUCCAUCGGGACCUCGAACAACUCAUUGACAAGACAUCGGAUAUCGGUCUAAUUAUUGACCUUCUCCACGUCACUUACAGUCUUACCGGAAAGAGCGAGCCUGGAGGGGGGUCUGCGCUUCGAGAAUUGGUCAGCCAUUACGCCGCCAGCAAAGCUCCAGAGCUGUCCAAGCACGCUAUGUUUCGCGAGUUAUUGGAAGCCUCUAGUGACAUCGGAACGGAUAUCAUCAUGAAUUUAACGACAUGA